AUGGCUUCUUGUGCCCAUACCUCCAUAGGCGAUCCAGACAGAAGCAGAACCAAGAUGUAUAAGUUGGCGGUGAUGGGCACCUGUUGUGUGGGCAAGACUGCACUGAUCAUGCAGUUUACUGAGAAUCAUUUUGUGACCGAGUAUGACCCCACCAUCCAAGAUUUUUAUCGUAAGCAAACAGUGGUGGACGAAGAGCCGUGCCAGCUGGACAUCGUGGAUACCACAGGCACUCAAGUGUUUUACUCUCUGAGGGACCAGAAUGUGCGCUGGGGAGAGGGAUUCCUCUUGGUCUAUGCAGUGAAUGACCCCCACUCUUUUGAGAAUGUAAAUGUCCUUGGGAACAUUCUACGAAGGCUCAAGGGCACUGACCCUGUACCCGUGGUGUUGGUGGCCAACAAAGUAGAUGUGACCAACAGGCUGGUGGACCCCACACGGGGCAAGGAGAUGGCCAAGAGCUUCGGGGUCCCUUAUGUAGAGACAUCAGCCAAGACUGGGCAAGGUGUGGAGCAAGCCUUCUAUGAGCUGAUUGGUGAAAUUCGUAGGAUCCGAGCUGAGGAGGAACUCAAGAGCCUUUCUAAUAUUAGCUGUGGGCGCAAGUGUUGCACAAUCCAGUGA
Molecule: messenger RNA, 615 nt
Organism: Antechinus flavipes (yellow-footed antechinus)
Lineage: Eukaryota; Metazoa; Chordata; Mammalia; Dasyuromorphia; Dasyuridae
Product: GTPase NRas-like
Exons: 1
Coding region: 1-615 (204 amino acids)
Biological process (GO): Ras protein signal transduction
Cellular component (GO): plasma membrane
Molecular function (GO): GDP binding; GTP binding; GTPase activity
Source: RefSeq, a predicted model, not a curated record